CCUUCCUGUGACCAAUCAUAUGGCUAAUGCUUGUGUUGUAAACACAGAUGUGAAUUCAGCCGGAGACGCAGUUCGCGAAUAAUAAUGGAUAAUGUUUAGAUAAAAAGUGCAAGGAUGUGUCCGAUUUUAAUGCUCUGGUUGUAAUUUUAAAGGCUUUCAGAAAGGCGGGCGCACCUCUGUCAUGGAGCUGAAUGGUUACCACUGUGACAGUGAGGUCAAAGAUGAGGACACAACAGAGACACAGCCGUUCCGCUCCAGGGCCGAAGUACCUUGUAGCUUCGUUGCUACAGCGGACCGGGAGCGCAGCCCUGCCGGCGGAGGCGCUCACCCAGAGCGGCGAGUGUCGAACUCGAGCUCGGGGAGACAGAGGAUCGACUCGCUGAAGAAAAACAGGCCGCCUUUCCCAUGGUUCGGCAUGGAUAUAGGUGGUACUUUGGUAAAACUGGUUUACUUUGAGCCCAAAGACAUCACAGCGGAAGAAGAGCAGGAGGAGGUGGAAAGUCUGAAAAGUAUCCGCCAUUACCUCACCUCACGCACAGCCUAUGGCAGAACUGGCAUCCGAGAUGUUCACCUGGAACUGCCGGACCUGACACUGUGGGGGCGCAGGGGCAGCCUACACUUCAUUCGCUUUCCCACACAAGAGCUUCCAGCUUUCCUGCAGAUGGGCCGAGACAAGCACUUCUCCAGCCUGCAUACCACUCUCUGUGCCACUGGUGGUGGCGCGUACAAGUUUGAGGAUGAUUUCCGCACAAUGGCAGACUUGCAGCUUCUGAAGCUGGACGAGUUGGACUGUCUGAUUAAGGGUGUCCUUUACAUUGACUCAGUGGUCUCAAGUGGGCCUCCUGAGUGUUACUACUAUGAGAACCCCACAGACACGGAGCACUGUGAACCGAAAGCCUACAAUCUGGAGAACCCUUACCCUCUGCUCCUGGUCAACAUCGGCUCCGGGGUCAGCAUACUGGCCGUCUACUCCAAAGACAACUACAAACGCGUCACUGGUACCAGUUUGGGUGGUGGUACUUUCCUUGGACUGUGUUGCUUGCUCACUGGCUGCUCCACCUUUGAAGAGGCGCUGGAAAUGGCUUCAAGGGGGGAAAGCACUCGUGUGGAUAAACUGGUCAAAGAUAUUUAUGGGGGUGACUAUGAGAGAUUUGGCUUGCCAGGAUGGGCUGUUGCCUCUAGUUUUGGGAGCAUGAUGUGCAAAGAAAAGCGAGAGUCUGUCUCAAAAGAGGAUUUGGCUAGAGCCACACUCGUCACCAUCACAAACAACAUAGGUUCAAUCACACGCAUGUGUGCACUAAAUGAGGGCAUUGAGAGAGUGGUCUUUGUUGGGAACUUCUUGCGGGUGAACACAUUAUCCAUGAAGUUGCUGGCGUAUGCUUUGGACUACUGGAGUAAAGGACAGCUCAAAGCUCUGUUCCUCAGACAUGAGGGCUACUUUGGUGCUGUUGGAGCGCUGUUGGAACUGUCAAAUUCGUCUUGAUCAUUGCUAUCACCUCAAGACUACUACCAAAAUUCUCAGUAACUCUGGGGGUUCACCACAGACGCCUUCACUGUCUGGCUAUUAUCCCAUGAGAAGAAGUAAUAAUACAUGUUUUAUUAUUAAUGGACAUUAAUGGUUAUGUAUAAUGUCAUCCCUUAGCUCUGGUGUGCAGGUAUUGACUCAGGUAAAACUUUUAUCUUUGGCCAAUUCUUUUGGCACUGUACAGCCAAGUGUGUCCCCAUUGUCCUCUAGGUCAUGAGCACUUGCUAAGAAGAUUUUGACGGUAGCCUUUUAGCCAAAGACAUUUUUUUCUGCCAGUUACACUAUUGCAUUAUUUUGUUAUAGUGUUAAAGGCAUAAGCCAUGAUAUAUAUAUAGUGAACAUGGUCAGUGUAAUGUUUUUUAAAGGUAUAAAGGCACUUCAGUUAAGUGUGCAUAAGAGAAAUGCAAUUCGCAUAUGUAGAGGCAGCCGAGACCAAGUCAGGCCAGUCAGUACUUUGCUUUUGUAUUAACGAUCAUAAAUGAGGCACAUGGUUUCCAUAGGUUCAGAAGUCAUUCGUUAUAAAACGUUUAUCUUUACAUCCUUCUCUCACAUUUUUUUUUUUUUACAAUAAUAUACGUACAUUUCAAGAAGUUGCUAAAUAUAUAGUUAGAGGGUUUUAGACAAAUUUAUUUUUGCUGUAAAUUUUUAAAUACGGCCUGCAGACAGAAUGACAAUUUUAAUUGUCUGACUUGUAUAUUCAUGUUAUUUUACAAAGGAAACAUCUUCAGUUUGGGGCUGUACACAGUAAAAAUGUUAUGGGGAAAACACGGUCCAUCAGCAUUUACUUCUUUUAUGUAUCCUGUAAAUGUAGGCAGAUGUACCUUGCCUCCUGGGGAGCAUAUUUUCAUGCAUUUCUUACAGUGUCUGUAUGAAAGAAUUUCAUAAUAGCUCUAUGGAAGUCUGGAUCUUCAACCAGCUAGGGACUAACCAAAGACAUGGAAUUUCCAGGGAUUGUGGUCCAACAGGUUAAGUUCAGCUUUUACCUUAUAGUGCUGACUGUAAUGUUCUUCCUAAAGCUGUUUGUUACUUUUAAUUAGUAUAUUAAGCAGCUGCAGCCUAGUGCGCUGUAUGACAUGAAUAGUGCCUUAAUAAAAGACAAUCAUGUAGUAAAGCUGCUUCAUAUGACAUUGAUCGCCAUCUUCAGAGAUCUUGGUAGGUGGCUUACAAGGAAUGUACUGAGACCCACCUUUGUACUUUUUGUUAACUUCUUUUAAUAAAAAUAUUUAAAUCAUG
Pangasianodon hypophthalmus (striped catfish) is the source of this 2758-nucleotide messenger RNA. RefSeq names its product pantothenate kinase 2 (gene pank2). The coding region runs from base 182 to 1483 and encodes 433 amino acids. Gene Ontology annotation, biological process: coenzyme A biosynthetic process. The record is from RefSeq and is a predicted model, not a curated record. The transcript has 7 exons. Gene Ontology annotation, molecular function: ATP binding; pantothenate kinase activity. Gene Ontology annotation, cellular component: nucleus; cytosol. NCBI's taxonomy places the organism in Eukaryota, Metazoa, Chordata, Actinopteri, Siluriformes, Pangasiidae.